AUGGCCGCUAUCAGCAUGAUUGAAUGGCUUUGGGCUUCGACUCCCCAAUUCGAUUUUUGGAAAUGCUUGCUCACAGUGUUCCUGGUGGUCAAUAUCAAGAACUUGCCAUUGGUUUUUCAUUAUCGCAUCUUCCGUCCGAUCAUACAAAAUGUCUUCAAAAAGAAAAGCCGACAUCAGUUAAUUUCAAUCCAACACGGAAACAAAACUCUACCACUGGCCUUCUUGCCUUGUAUCACAACAACCUACACGCCCAUGCUCGAAGCGGAUUACAACCUCCACAAAUCGAACAGCACAUAUUUCACAGAUCUGGACGCCAGUCGCUCGCAUCUAUUGUCGACUCUUUGCUACAGCGGAAUCCCCAUCGUGGAUCAAGAGUUGGCCGCGGAGGGGAAGUCUGGAAUGCUGGCUGCCAUUAUUGGGUCGGUGACGACAAGCUUCAAGAAGGAAAUUCGCAUCUUUCAGCAGUAUGAAGUCUGGUCGCGAAUUCUCACCUGGGAUCAGAAGUGGCUGUAUAUUGUGACGCAUUUUGUGCAAAAAGGGAGCGUGAAGCAUCAAUGUUUGGUUGCUGGUACCGUUAUGUUGUCGGGAGAACAUGUCUGUGCCAAGUGCGGUGGUGCUGGUCGCGAUGGUGGCAAACCCGGUGCUGGGCCUGUCGUGUUUGCAACUUCGGUUUCUAAAUACGUUUUCAAAAAGGGAAGGUUUACUGUGGCUCCGGAGCGACUUCUGAAAGCUUCGGGUUUAUUGGGAGGCGACAAGAUGGGAAGUGAAGAUUUUGCCAAACACAGGGAAGAUACGGACGGUACAACAACUAUUGGUCAAGUGGUUGAAAAUGAAAGACUCCAAGGAUUGAAGUAUGCUCACGCUUGGAAUGAGUUGGAAUCCUUGCACUCGGAAUUUGUUGGGCAGACCGAAAAAGGGGAUUCUGUUCCAGCCAUUGGGCGCUUCGAUGAUAUUUCUGGUCACGGAUUUUCCUAUUGUUAA
Penicillium nucicola is the source of this 981-nucleotide messenger RNA. Its product is annotated as acyl-CoA thioesterase. NCBI's taxonomy places the organism in Eukaryota, Fungi, Ascomycota, Eurotiomycetes, Eurotiales, Aspergillaceae. The record is from RefSeq and is a predicted model, not a curated record. The coding region runs from base 1 to 981 and encodes 326 amino acids. The transcript is spliced from 2 exons.